Oncorhynchus mykiss (rainbow trout) is the source of this 3660-nucleotide messenger RNA. RefSeq names its product monocarboxylate transporter 6. Gene Ontology annotation, biological process: transmembrane transport; monocarboxylic acid transport. The record is from RefSeq and is a predicted model, not a curated record. Gene Ontology annotation, cellular component: basolateral plasma membrane. Lineage: Eukaryota; Metazoa; Chordata; Actinopteri; Salmoniformes; Salmonidae. Gene Ontology annotation, molecular function: monocarboxylic acid transmembrane transporter activity.
AGCAAGAAAAAGCUCUAAGUUUCACCAUGGACAUUCGUGGCAGUGUUUAGGACAGAGAAACGUUGAUAAUCUGCUUUUACCAGUCCCAUAAAGUCGAUUGCGCUAGCACCCUUUGCUGCGUAUUAGAAGGGGAUGCUGCCUUCGGAGACUGGGUCAGUCAAGACUUCAUAAGUUUCGCUGUGCAUACGUUGCAAACAGGCUUCCACAUGAACUGUGAUCCUGGCAAGAACCAUUUGACAAAUGAAAUAUUUGCGACGUGGAUGUGGUUCCACUCAUGUUCCCCGGCGUGGCAGAUGUUGUGUGCAGUCCUGAGGUGAGAAGGAGAGACAUGGUGAGAUGGAAUAUACUAGUGAGUGUCAUCCACCCUGGCAAACUACUAGGGCAUUGCCUCAGCAUCUGAGAAGAGUAUGAACCGGAGGAAUGGCAACAAGGUGGCAGGGGACUGUGACAGCUUCCAGAUGGAGAGCAAGGCCCCGGAGCAGGCACCCAGCAUGGAGCAGAAGAAUGGCGAGAUCAUGGACUCUGAGGAGGUGGAGAAUGGCAAAUCUGAACCCAUAAACCCUCUGGCUAUGGAUGGGACCGUCACUGCACCUGACGGGGGUUGGGGCUGGGUGGUGCUGGUGGCCACCAUCCUGGUGCUCGCCUUGACUCUGGCCUUCCCCUCCUGCAUGGGCAUCUUCUACACGGACCUACAAACAGAGUUCCAGGCCAGCAACCAAGAGACCUCCUGGGUGCCUUCUAUAAUGACAUCGGUGCUUCAUGCUGGAGGUCCAUUCUGCAGUGUAUUGGUGGAGAGGUUUGGUUGCCGGGCGACGGUGAUGCUGGGCGGGGUCCUGAGUGGGCUUGGAAUGGUGGCCAGCUCGUUCACCCACACCAUCACUGAGCUCUACGUCACAGCUGGGAUUAUCACAGGACUUGGAUUCUGCUUCAGCUUCCAGCCUGCAGUGACUAUCCUCGGGCACUAUUUUGUACGGCGACGGGCUUUCGCCAACGCCAUGUCGUCCACGGGCACGGCUCUGGGCCUGUGCACUCUGCCCCUCCUGGGCAACUACCUCCACACUGAGCUGGGCUGGCGUGGGAGUUUCCUGGUGCUGGGGGCUGUCUUGCUUAACUGCUGCGUAUGCGGAGCUGUGAUGAGGCCCCUGGGGGGCCCCAGACACCGUGGCCAGCCCCUGAUAAACCACAGGCCUCUUCAGCUGAAGGAGGAGAAGCUAAAGGGGAGAAUGAGGGCCUUGUGGGCCGGUCUGAUGACUGCCCUGCGUCGUCACAUGGCCUUUGAUCUCUUAUGUAACAACCUGCGCUACCGUAUGUAUGCUGUGGGCAUCACCUGGAUGAUGCUAGGCUUCGUGGUGCCGCUGAUCUACUUGGUUCCCUACGCCACGGCCCACGACAUGGAGCAGAGCCAGGCCGCCCUCCUCCUCUCCAUCCUGGGUAUCGUUAACAUCGUGGUGCGGCCUCCUAUCGGCCUGCUCUUCAGCCUGCCCUGGUUCAAGGGGUGCCACACCUAUGUGUUCUCUGCUGCUCUGCUGGUGAAUGGGCUGAGUAAUAGUAUCUGCUGCAUCGAUGCCAGCUUCCCCGUGCUGCUGGCGUACGUGGUGACCUACGGCCUGUCCAUGAGCGUGGUGGGCUCGCUGAUGUUCACCGUCCUCAUGGAUACGUUGGACAUGAGUCGAUUCCCCGCUGCCCUGGGCCUGCUCGCCAUCAUGGAGAGUGUCACGCUGCUGAUCGGUCCCCCGCUCGCAGGAAUCCUGGUGGACAGAACAGGGGAGUAUUUCUACGUCUUCUUUGUCUGCAGUGCCACUGUUGCCUCAUCGGCUGUAUUCCUCAUGGUGUCUUUCUACUGGCUGGACAGAAGGGACAGGAGGGCGCUAAAGGGGCAGCAGGUGCCACCCCAGGUCCCCCCACCAAAGCCUGCCAGUGGUAACAAUUUGAUCCCCCAGUGCCAGUACCGCAGUGUGCCCACAGAGGGGGACAAAGACAAGGCCCCAGACUCCGAGACGGGGGACGUCACCCGCCUGUGAACAUCGUCACUGUCCAAACACACAAACCAAACUCACAGAUGUGUACUUCCCGCGAUUCUGUAUAUCGAUUGUAUAUCCUGUGUUGCUAAUAUUAAAGUAGAAGUGUAUGAUAAUUUAUAUCCCAAUCUGUUCUGACAUUCCAUUUAAUCAUAGUAUACACACUCUUGACUGUUAGAGUAUUGAUUGCAAAGGGGUUGAGUAUUUCAUCCAAUGGGUGAAUAUUACAUAUAGUAUAGACGUGGAUUAUUCAUUGUUAUUACAGUCUACACUGUUUAUGCAGACUAGAAAAUACUGUUACUGGUGAUUGAAUGCAGUACUUUUUCACACAUGCCAUAAACCUUAAACCAGUGCCUUUUCCCUCACACCCUGUUGCACGUACAAGAAGACAUGCCACCUUAAGAAUCACUCACCACCCUUCAAAAAGCAAUGACUGUGCAAAAGACACAGGGCCUUUGUACAGACAAUCAAGCAAAAUAAACAUAUUCAAUUUCCUAUACAUACUACACCAGAAGAAACCUCAACUGAAUGAUAAGUACUGUACCAGUUUAUUUCAAUAUCAAUGACUGAUAUCAUUGAUUGAGCAUACCAAUGUCAAACUCUUAAUCUCAAGGAAUCUUACAUUUUUUGGCCCUAAACACAUUUGUUUAUGAUUAUUUUCAUGUCUUGAUAUGUUAAUUAGUUAGACAACUAUCAGUAGCCUACUGAGAAUGGCUUGUGUAAAAGUACAGGAUGAGUCACUAGGACAUGGGUGCUUUCCAUUGUCAAAGACUGAAGCAAGUACUGUAGCUGUUAGAGAUUUAUGUUACUACUCUACCUAUGAGUAUUUCAAGUAUGGACUGUAAUUCAUCACAAGAUUACUCUAAGGAACAUACAGUCGCAUAUGUGGCAACAUACUUUAGGCCAGGGUUUCCCAAACUCGUUACUGGGCCCCUCCCCUGGGUGCACGUUUGUUUUUUUGCCCAAGCACUACACAGUUGAUUCAAAUAAUCAAAACUCGAUGAUGAGUUGAUUAUUUGAAUCAGCUGUGUAGUGCUGGGGGAAAAAAACAAAACGUGGACCCAGAGGGGGCCCCAGGACCGAGUUUGGGAAACCCUGCUUAAAGCUAUGGCUCCCUUGCAAUAGGAAUAUGAAUAUAUAUUUUUAUAUAAAGGGCUAUUGUUUCUUGCACUGGGGCCAAAUAAUUAUUUUUUUCUUCUUCAUGUGAUUCAAUACAUUAUUUAUAUAAAAUAAUUAUGGAAAUUAUAAUAAAUGUAAUCCUAUAAAAAACAUGUUUUUUAUUGUGUGUUUAAAAGGGUGAUUAAUCGUUUCUCAUCAGGAAAUGUAGAUUGGCAAGUGGCAAUGGCAAAAUUGGCUAUUAUUUGUCACAUCUACUCCCGCUCCUUCCCUCUGGUGUUCGAUGUCGAUGGUCUACUAACCACCGGUCCUGGCAACCCAUCUUCACGCAUACUUGGCAACCACAAUUACGCAUACCUGUGUCUCAUCUGUCACACCUGGACUUCAGUACUCCCUGAUUACUUACCCUUCAUAUAGAACUCUUUUGUUGCUAGUCAUCAGGUAGUAUUGUUUGUGUUUCCAUGUCAAACACUGGUCUUGUUUUGUAUUGGUCCAUGGUUGUUGUUAUUAAACUCACUAACUGCAC